GCCAGCUGUGAUCGUCGUCUGCACGCGGCGAUCGGUGCACGUGGUCGGCUGGAUCUAUCGCGAACACGUCCUUGGUUCCUCGAUCGAGAUCGGUGUUUCCAAUCCGAGCAACUUCCAUCGAAAACAACGACUAUCGAAAACAGUGAAACGAAGUGGUAUUCGUCGGAGGAUCUGCUUUUUGCUGGAAGAUCGUCCCGAUCGAGGCACGAUCCGCGCAGUUGUAGCUCUUCGGGCGGUCACGGCAAACGGUGUUCUCGACGAAACUCGUUUCUACGGCGCACGGAGGAGGAAAGUAGGGUAAAACAAGCGGUAAACAAAACAGCGAGAGAGAAAACUGCGCGGCAACAUGGCGAGCCCGAGCUUAAAAAACAGGAUUCGAUAGAGGCCGGGUCUGGAAGUUGGCGAUGCCGUCUCCACGAUCCGAAAUUCGGUUAGACCCAGCGGUAACACUUUGGUGCCUCGACUUUACCUGUUUCCAAGUGUACGAUAAUCGUUAGUCAUCGUCGAUAAGGAAUAAAUCGUCAGAGUGCGAAGGAUCGUGGACCUAUUUAGCAAAGUAGCACCUUCGAUGACAUGAAAACCGACAUGCCGGACGUUCAGCAAGGAAAGGUCGACGGACGGUUGGGGUCGUCGAAGCAGGGUUCGAGGUCGCGUGUGUGCCAAGAACACGGCGAGGAGGACUGUCCCAGCGAGAACGAGCACGAGUUCGAGUCGCUGGAGUACGAGGAGGACGUUUAUUACUCGAAUCUGACGGCCACGCCGAGCUUCGACGACAUCGACGAGCUCAGCGACGACGCCGACGAGAUCGUCGUCCAUUGCUGGCGCGACUCGAACGGCGAGAUCGACGAGAUCGUCGUGGACGACGCGAACCUGUCCGUGGAGACGCAAUUUUUCACGCCGGACGCCGAGGACGGCGCCACCGGUCGAGGACGAAGAAAGAAACGAUCCGUUCGAGUGAUAUUCCAGGACUUCUCGAAGCCCUACUUGGCCAGGAUCAGCAACAGCCAGAAUUACAAGAAGUUCCUCGAAUUGGUAAAAGGAGAAGAUGCCACUCUUCACUCGUCAGGCUAUAUUUCACCGUCCUCGGAUACCGUCGUGAGCGAGUUGCAAGGACUCUCCGUGGAGGAACAGGAUCGUCAGAAGGAAGAAUGGAACGCAGAACUGUCCAAGGUCGAAGAGGAGAUCCAUACUCUGAGGCACGUGCUGGCGUCCAAGAUCAGAGUCUCCCAGGAACUGAAGAGGAAGUUGGGCAUCAGCGUGUGGAAGGAGAUCACCGAGGACAUGAAUCAGGGGUUGAAAAACGUUAAGGAGAGCCAAGUUUAUCAGAACGUCGGGGAGAAACUCGGUCAGUUCACCAAGGCGGUCACCGAGAACACUUUAUUCCAGAAGACAGAAUCCGUCUUCAAGACCACGGCUGAGAAGACGACCAGCAUUUUCGGUGGUUUUGGCAGUGGACUGUCCAUGAAGUUGGGCCAAAUGCGCAACUCCGACAGUUUUCGUUCGUUGGAGGAACGAGUCGGGUCUGCUUACGAAAACAUGAAGACAAAGGUUGUGCCUUCGCGGUCCAGUUCGACACAGAGCUUCGACGACGUUCUUCGGGAAUCGGUGUCCGCGAGACGUGCAUCCGCGGCACCGUCAGCGACCAGCCCGACCAUUCCCGAAGACAAGCUCCUCUCUUAGAGCUGGCACUCGAAUCCACAUCGAUUUCUGCCUCUUCUCUGCGUAACAUGCUGACGCGUCGGUCCGCGAUGCCAAUGUAUCGCUCUAUGCUACUACUAUCACUUUCUACCGCAUUGCUAUAACCAGGGCUAAGCGAUAUUCUACAAUCGAACGUAUAUUAAAAUCGAUCGGGACAAGAACCACGGGAAGACCAUUCGAGUUCUCCGGCGAGGCUCGAAUCGUCGAUGUAUCGAAGACUCGAACGAUCAAUGACAUAGUUAAAAUUUAUAUAUACAGCGACGUUGUGCUUUUCUCUUCUUUAUCGCGUAACGCAACGGGUUCGUUUAAACUAUGCGUAGCUUUUAGGAUCUUUUGGUUUCGUUGAAUUUUCUCGAACGACGCGAGAGAGGAAAUUUUCAUCGACUUCGUUUUCUUUUUUUUCUCUCGGGCUUGGUAUGGUGCAGGAUUCGUUCGUUAGAUCGGUGAUUUCUUUUGUCGGCAAAAGAUUUUCAGUCGGGCUGUCAUGUUACCCAAGAAGAUGGCGAUCGCUACCCUUAUUUUAUCGAACUUAUUUGCACUAUAGCAGUUUUUAUAACGAAUAAUAAUAUAUCGUUGAUACGUACCUUAACAUUUAUUUGCGUUGCAACCUGUUUUCGCACCAUCGAUUCGUGAAAAGUAGGCACACGCUUUGAUAGAUACUUACUGGUGGCGUUUUUUUUUUUUUCCUCUCGGACAUCCGCCGUCGAAACGAUACUUCCGUAUAUUCCUACGAAACAGUCUACGCUCGUACAAGACUCGUGCUUCGACAAUACUGUCCGUUCCGUGUGAUACAA
Colletes gigas is the source of this 2492-nucleotide messenger RNA. RefSeq lists its product as uncharacterized. Gene Ontology annotation, cellular component: cytoplasm. Lineage: Eukaryota; Metazoa; Arthropoda; Insecta; Hymenoptera; Colletidae. The coding region runs from base 574 to 1680 and encodes 368 amino acids. The record is from RefSeq and is a predicted model, not a curated record. The transcript has 6 exons.